AGGCGGACGAGGAAUGCGAAGUCUAGCAUCCACUGUCGGGAGCCGUCGCUUUGCGCAGACAGUCUGCGCUGCUUCGGACGGGAUUCCAGUCGGGAAGUUUGGCUGUGGCUUUCGCUUAACCAUAGACACACUGAGAGCUGCCUGCAGUCCGUACGACGAUCUCCCUCAGUUUAGUCCAUCGCAUACACCAGGGAACCAAACAUGGUGGUCAAAGUGUACAUAGCAUCAUCCUCAGGCUCCACUUCGAUCAAGAAGCAGCAGCAGGAUGUCAUGGGGUUCCUGUCAGCCAAUAAGAUUGGGUUUGAGGAGUGCGACAUCGCCGCAGACGAGGACAACAGGAAGUGGAUGCGGGAGAACGUUCCAGACGAGUCAAGGCCUGCGACGGGCCACCCCCUCCCCCCCCAGAUCUUCAACGACAGCAAAUACUGUGGGAACUACGAGGCAUUCUUCGACGCCAGGGAGGACAACGCUGUCUAUGCCUUCCUGGGUCUGACCGCACCACCCGGCUCCAAGGAAGCGGAGGCUCUAGCGAAGAAAUCACAACAGUAGCAAGUUAGCAGCAUCACGUUUUAGUCUGUGUUACACCUGAAGCCCUCAGCUUGAACCCUGACCCCAGACCUACCCACCCUGUACCCUAUCCGAUACGCACCUGGCUCCGACAGACAGAAAGAAGGAAAGAACGAGGCGCAGAAAACAACGAUGGAAAAUGGAAAAUGAAAGCAAUGAAAAAUGGAAAAACAAAAUUUCACUUAAUGUUGAAUUGUACGUGUUUUAUUUUUUUGUAUAAUUUUUAGUUUAAUCUGUGUGUGUGUGUGUGUGUGUGUGUGUGUGUGUGUGUGUGUGUGUGUGUGUGUGUGUGUGUGUGUGCGUGUUAGUUCCUUGAUAUCGGUCGUGCCUUGUCAGCUGUACUGACAGAAGUACCUCAGAUCUCUAAUCCCAUUGGCCGAAUCGCAAGUCAAUCAGCGAUACAUGAAUGUUAACGUAUUGAAACAAGAAAAGACACAUUUCAACUCAUCCGUUUGUAUGCACCUUAAUAUUUCACCCGGACCAGUAAAUCCAAACAAAGUGCAGAACCCCAACUCAAUCUGUGUUGAUCACUAAAUGGUUUCAUUAUUCUGUAGCGACGACCAAGUUCAAUUCAUCUAGUUUUGUUCGAUUUAAACCCUUAUGCGCUAUUUCAUUUUCACAAAUUCCAAUUGAACAUUCAACGUUUAACACACUCGCUUCACUCAACCAUUCCCACAUAUGACAUAGUUACAUUUUUAAUUGACACACUAUUGUCUUAAUGCCGUUUGAAUGGCAGACUGUUAGUAUGAGAUGUACCAGACUGUGCUACAAUUAAGGAAGCACCACAUUUAUUUACUUAGUUAUUUUAGUUUCAAUUUCCCUAUUGUGCUGGCAUUAUAAAGAUGCACUCUAACCAUUGGUUGGUUUCUUAUGUAGAAAAUAAAUUCAACAACUUAUGUUUCAAACCAGGCCAUAUCAGCUUUUCCGAUAAGAACAAACCAUUUGAUGAAGUCCCAGGUCUCACGUUACCCUCUUACAGUAAAGUCUUGUUUUUCUAUGAAACAUUAAACAUUUUGAAAUUAA
Molecule: messenger RNA, 1590 nt
Organism: Gadus macrocephalus (Pacific cod)
Lineage: Eukaryota; Metazoa; Chordata; Actinopteri; Gadiformes; Gadidae
Gene: sh3bgrl
Product: SH3 domain binding glutamate-rich protein like
Exons: 4
Coding region: 202-549 (115 amino acids)
Cellular component (GO): cytoplasm
Source: RefSeq, a predicted model, not a curated record